Messenger RNA from Suillus paluster, 1080 nucleotides. RefSeq names its product heme peroxidase. Gene Ontology annotation, biological process: cellular response to oxidative stress; response to reactive oxygen species; hydrogen peroxide catabolic process. NCBI's taxonomy places the organism in Eukaryota, Fungi, Basidiomycota, Agaricomycetes, Boletales, Suillaceae. The transcript is spliced from 9 exons. The record is from RefSeq and is a predicted model, not a curated record. The coding region runs from base 1 to 1080 and encodes 359 amino acids. Gene Ontology annotation, molecular function: peroxidase activity; heme binding.
AUGUCUUUCGCUGCGUUCCGUGCUCCACUUCGCAGACAGGCUUUAUCUGCCUCCUUCAGGAGGGCGGAGUUGCGCACGUCUUCCUUCCGCAAGUAUUCAACGGAGGCGCCUCCAGCAGCCAAAUCCAACACUGGUCUCUAUGUUGGCCUGGGUGCCGCCAUCCUGGGCGGUGGUGUUGCAUACUACUUGUACAGCUCGUCUUCGGAGACCGCUAAGGCGACUUCGACCGCGCUGAAGUCUGUGGCUCAGUCAGCAAAGGUUGCCACAAAUUUUGUCCCAACCAAGGGAGACUACCAGAAAGUUCACGGCUCUUUUGGCCCUGUGCUUGUCCGCCUGGCAUGGCAUGCCUCUGGCACAUACGACAAGACUACCGGCACUGGUGGAAGCAACUACGCGACUAUGCGUUUCCAACCCGAAUCUCUCCAUGGAGCUAACGCGGGUCUUCAUGUUGCCCGCGAGGUGAUGGAGAAGGUCAAGCAAGAGUUUAGUUGGAUCACCUACGGUGACUUGUGGACCCUUGCUGGUGUCGCUGCUGUACAAGAGAUGGCUGGCCCGAAGGUUCCUUGGAGGCCUGGUCGCGUUGAUGGUUUUGAAUCACAUUCACCUCCUGACGGCCGUCUUCCUGAUGCCUCACAAGGGGCUCCGCAUAUUCGCGAUAUUUUCUACCGCAUGGGCUUCGACGACCAAGAGAUUGUUGCUCUCUGCGGUGCCCAUGCUCUCGGCCGUUGCCACACUGACCGCUCUGGUUUCGAUGGACCUUGGACUUUCUCUCCUACCACUUUCACCAAUGACUACUACAAGCUCUUGUUUGACGAGAAGUGGGUGUGGAAGAAGUGGAGUGGGCCUAAGCAGCUCGAGGACAAGAAGACCAAGUCGCUCAUGAUGCUCCCAACCGACUACGUUCUUACCCAGGACAAGAGCUUCAAGAAGUACGCGAAGUCCUACGCUGACGAUGUUGACCUGUUCUUCAAGGAUUUCUCUGCGGCUUACUCCAAGCUCCUCGAGCUAGGUGUCCCAACCCAGCAGUUUGUUGCCUCGGAGGCCUGGAUUAUGCAGACUGUUGACGAUCAAAAGUCCUGA